Molecule: messenger RNA, 1599 nt
Organism: Ostrinia nubilalis (European corn borer)
Lineage: Eukaryota; Metazoa; Arthropoda; Insecta; Lepidoptera; Crambidae
Product: dipeptidase 1-like
Exons: 2
Coding region: 1-1599 (532 amino acids)
Biological process (GO): proteolysis
Molecular function (GO): metallodipeptidase activity
Source: RefSeq, a predicted model, not a curated record
AUGGAGCCGCCGUGGGAGGUGGAACUGGAACUGCGGCGGCACAUCGAGUCCUGCGCCUGCACGUGCGACCACAUGGGCUACGGGAACUACAUGGACUACCAGGUGCCGCCGGCGGCACACGCCUGCCUGUGCCGCGCGAUCACCUCGCCGCACGCCCACGUACGUGUGUUGAAUGCCUGCCCGCUAGCCGCUGCUCCGAGCCCCGGCCCGCAUGAUCCCCGGCGGUCCGCUAGGGACCGCUUCCACGUUGAUUUUGCCGCGGUACCGGAAGGCAUGACGUUCCCGGGCCCCCUGCCGGACGUGGCCGAGCGGUGCGGGCGCUGGGCGCCGGACUCUCUCUCGGCGUCGGCGUCGGGCAGCUCUGACGAGAAGCCGACGCCGCGCCGCCCACGCUGGCGCAUCGCGCUCGCGGCGCUCGUCGUGCUGGCCGCGCUCGGCGCCGCGCUCGCGCUGCCCCUGGCCCUCGGCGGCGGCGGCCGCGCCACCCCAGAGCAGCGGCUCACCACCAUACGCCGCAUGCUACGCGACUCGCCACUCGUCGAUGGACACAACGACUUGGCGUGGAACGUCAGAAAAUUUCUACAUAAUAAGAUUAGCGAAUUCAAUCUGAGCGCCGGCCUCGAAGGACUUGAGCCUUGGGCGAGGUCGCGCUGGUCGCAUACGGAUAUCCCGCGGCUGAGGCUCGGUCAGGUCGGUGCUCAGUUUUGGUCAGCGUAUGUUCCGUGCGGCGCGAGAGACAGGGACGCCGUGCAGUUGGCUCUCGAACAGAUGGACGUUAUAAAACGUAUAGUGGAAAUGAAUGCAGCCCAUUUAGCGUUGGUCACAGACGCCGCCGAGCUGCUGGACGCUCAUCGCGACGGUCGUAUAGCUUCCCUCAUAGGCGUGGAGGGUGGUCAUGCGCUGGGCGAUUCUUUAGCAGUGUUACGCGCUUUUUAUCAACUAGGAGCGCGCUAUCUCACCGUCACCCACACAUGUGACAAUCGGUGGGCUCGAGCAGCUGGCACUGCUGGUGGUUUAACAGAAUUCGGUCGCGCCGUCGUACGGGAGAUGAAUCGUCUGGGCAUGAUAGUAGACCUUUCGCAUGCAGGGGAGGAAACGGCGCGAGACGCAAUAGAAACUUCACAAGCGCCGGUGGUCUUCUCUCAUUCUGGAGCGGCGGCACUCUGCAAUUCAACUCGAAACGUUCCAGAUGAGCUGCUGCGUCUGAUCGCCGCUAACGGGGGCGUUGUAAUGAUAAAUUUUUACGCAAAGUUAGUGACGUGCGGUGAGCGAGCAACAGUGGAGGACGUGGUCGCACACAUAAAUCACGUGCGGAGAGUGGCCGGCGUAGAGCAUGUGGGGCUGGGCGCGGGCUACGACGGCAUCGACGCGCCGCCCGAGGGGCUGGAGGACGUGUCGCGCUACCCGCACCUGCUGGCGGAGCUGCUGCGCGACCCGGACUGGAGCGAGGAGGACGUGCGCAAGCUGGCCGGCAUGAACGUGGUGCGCGUGCUGCAGCACGUGGAGCGCGUGCGCGACCAGUGGCGGCGCGCCGCCGUGCUGCCCGGCGAGGAGUCGGCCGGCGCGCGCCGCGGCGACUGCGUGUACGGGCCCGCGUGA